Molecule: messenger RNA, 1295 nt
Organism: Phragmites australis (common reed)
Lineage: Eukaryota; Viridiplantae; Streptophyta; Magnoliopsida; Poales; Poaceae
Product: prolamin PPROL 17D-like
Exons: 1
Coding region: 701-1186 (161 amino acids)
Molecular function (GO): nutrient reservoir activity
Source: RefSeq, a predicted model, not a curated record
UGUUCCUCUUUGUGAUCUUUCCUAACAACUUGCACAGUACUAAGAAUCUCACAUGUAAUACGAAGUGAUGAAGUCAUGUAAAGCUAGCUGUACUAAUCAGCGUUGUCGAUCUUAACAGCUCACACAGCAUUACAAACUUAGUUUCACAAAUUAAAGGCCCGGUCAUGUCCUUCGCAUGUACAACAGAAUGGUGAGUCAUGUUAUGCUUUACCGACCGAUCUGAUUUAUCACAUAUAGCAUGCAUGCAGCUUGGUUGAGAUAAUUUGGGGACCAAUUCUUGACGUAUAAAGUGAUGAAUCAGUGGAGCCAUACAAUCCAAUUUAUCAGGACAUACACAACAAUGCAAAGUUAGCUUCACAAGAGUAUGAUAUCCAGAUCAAUCCUUGACAUGUAAAGUGAAUUUAUGACGCAUCCCUAUGUGUUGUGAAGUGAUUCUGAUGAUUAUACGUCCAAGUAGAUUUGUAUUUCCACGUAAUGCAAUGAAACAUUCCAAAUUAUCUGUUUGAGAAGGAUCCAACAAGCACCCCAUGCAUGUACACAGUUAGUUAGCAAAGCAAAAUGCAAAAGCACAAGCAACCUACCAUCGAUCACAGCUAUAAUAUAAUAUAAAUAGCUACCAAAUAUGCAGUCAUUUACCAUCAGAUCGUUCGAUCCUUGAUUUCAUAUAAAGUUGAUACAAAAUCAAAGCCAGAUCGACAGCAUGAAGAUGGUCAUCAUCUUGAUGGUGGCGCUCGUGGCUCUCAAUGGCGCCUCGGCGCAACAGAUCAGCUGGGAGGAGCCGCAGCAGAGCUUCUAUGGCGGCGUCGGCCUGAACCCCUGCGCCGAGUACCUUCGGCAGCAGUGCAGCCCGGUGGCGGCGCCGUACUUCAUCCGGCGGUGGCAGAUGUGGCAGCCGAGCAUCUGCCAGCUGCUGCGGCAGCAGUGCUGCAUGCAGCUGAGGCAGAUGGAGCCGCAGGCCCGGUGCCAGGCCAUGUGCGCCGUGGUUCAGUUCGUCGUGCAGCAGCAGCAGCAGCAGCAGCAGCAAGGAGCCCUCUACGAGCCUCAGCUGCCGGCUGCUCAGUCCCCGAUCGCGGUGGCGCAGAUGGCGCAGAACCUGCCGGCCAUGUGUGGCCUCUACCAGCUGCCCAGCUACUGCACCACCCCCUGUGCCAUUUCUGCCAUUUCUGCCAUUGGUGGCCACUACUAAACUUCUACUACUACUACUUAGCUUGUAACAAGACGUUGCACAUCAUCAUGUGUGACGUGACCAAUGCAAUAAUAUAUUUAUGAAUAAUGAAUCAGUAGUAGUAUACUCC